AAGAGUUCUGCCACUCACCAUUCUCCAUAAACAAGACAGAGAGCAAAUGAGAGAGAGGGAUUGAUGGAGGGGGAGGCAUGGAACUGAAUUAGUUAAUUGGAGUCACUGCUUCUGUAUUAUAGAUACAACCUUGUUUUUGUACUCAGACAAAGUUCUCCAGCCACUUACUGACCGUCCGUCCAACCAACCGGCCAGCUCUUGGAGACAUUUCUAUGUUGAGCCUGAAGUGAAGUUUGUGAAAAAGACUUUCUGAAGAACAAGACUUGAGAGUCCACAGCUAACGACUCUAUAAGACACCACAAUACCAAAAGGAUGAACCUUCCUGACUAUCCUGUUCCAAACUUAGAUGUCACCUUGCAAGAAGUGAGUCGUGUCCUCCAGCUCACUUUGAGUCCUGACCUUUAUCCUGAGUUCAAAAAUGUGCUGGAUCAGCAGAGGGAGCUCCUUCAAGAGGCCCAGCAGAAUUUAGCAACUAGACUUGCAGACCAGGAGAACUGGGUAACACAUCAGUUUAAGAAAAGCCUACUUUCGUGUGAUGAUCCCCUGCCAACUUCUACAGCCCUCCCUGUAGUACUUCCUCCAUCCAAAGCAAAGAAAAGCACCCAGCUGGAGAGGGCAGCUGCUCUACUAUGGGCAGCAGCAAAACUGUACUGUGAGCCCUUGCUUCUGGAGGGUGAUGUACCAAUGGAGCGCACACAGCAGUCAGAGGUAUUUGCUGCAAGUCGGAUUCCUGGAAGGACUCAAGAUCAAAUCAUGGUCUACCCUGAUAGUCUACAUGCCAUCAUCACCUGUGUUGGAGGAGUCUUCCCUGUUGACAUACUCUGGCGUCCCAGCACCGGUGGGCCAUUAACUGCGCGACCAGUCAUUGACAUCUACAACCAGCUGGCUCAGGUGAUGGAUGAACCCAGUGCAGGAAAACAGAAUGAUCCUUCAGCCAUUUGCAACCUCUCAGCUCUGGACCGUAAAACCUGGGCUGGCAUCAGGGAACAGAUCCUGGGAAAAGGAGGGGAAGCAGCAGAGUCAUUGGGGCUGAUGGAAUGUGCUGUGCUAACACUCUGCCUGGAAGACCAGAAUGCCCCCUCUGAUGUGGCUGAUAUCCUAAAUUUAGUGAGGCUCGGGGGAGGAGACAGUCCAUGUUUGAGAUACUAUGAUAAGGUGGUAAACCUGGUGGUAUUCAAGGAUGGAACCGCUGGAAUGUUAUAUGAGCACAGUGCAUUGGAUGGGAUGGUAGCUGUGCUUGUGACUGAGCGUGUAUAUAAUUUGUCUGAGACAGCCGACCUAAAACUAGUUCAGACUGCACCUGAAAAUGUGAAUGGGUCUGUCACAUCAAAUCAUUUUAAUUCUGUCUCCCCAAUUUCUCUAACAUUCCCCUUGCAAGGUCUUAACAUCCCAAAAUCAAGCCCUGAUGUAAAAACAGCUCACCCAGUUCUCACUUUUGAUUUGCCCUCCUAUCCUGACGUGUUUUCUACUAUCAGAGGACAUAGAGGCUUGUAUGAUGCCUGGAUUAACUUCUCUUUGCAACUUUCCCUGAGGCAGACUCUUGGGGAAUCUGCUGCCAGUCACAUACUUGUUACACCUACUCAUAUGCGCCACUACAAACAUGGUCGGUGUGAUCCUACAUACUCAAGCACCAUGAAUUCUCAAAGGUUAGUCGGAGCCUUGGCAUCCUGCAUUGGCCCAGAUAACACAAUGCAUUACACUACUGACAUCCUACACUUGUUCCAUGUUGCAUUUUUGGAGCACAAGAGUCUCAUCAAAAACACUAAAAGUGGUCAUGGUAUCGGUCCUCAUCUAGCUGCCCUACGUCACAUUUUGCCAUCUGACAAUCCACUGAAGAAGUUUCUGGACCCCUUUGGAUGUCCGUCUAUUUACCUAACAGGUUCAGAUCUGAUGGAGGGUGUAGAGUGUGGUGUAGGCAAUGUCUAUGCCCAAGAUCAGCUGGCUGUUGCCUACCUUGGAAGAAGAGACAAGGUUCAAAUCGUGAUUAAUGGGAAAGGGAGCUUUGCACCAGUAAUGAAGAAACUCCAGGAAAAUUUGAAGAUAAAUUUGAAGUUAGUGAUGCUACUAGCUGUGAGAUAUGCGCUUGCAAGUCAAAUGGGAGCCCUGGAGCAUCUGUUCCAACAGGGUCAAACAAUGAAAGUGAAUGGAGAUACACACCACUGUUCAGAGAGCCCAAACAGUGCGAAAAUCACGGCUGAUUCUACCUCAGGCAUGAGCCCGGACUAUACUAUAGUGAUCCAUGGUGGAGCCGGAGAAGAUAUGAUGCUUAACACCCAUGUGAUAGGAGUUAUUGAGUUUGCUCUACAGACAUCAUUAACCCUUGGAUCCCAAAUCCUUCAACAGGGUGGCAGUAGUCUGGAUGCAGUGCAAAGGUCAGUGGAGGCUCUGGAAGACUGCUUCCUGUUUAAUGCAGGUAAAGGCGCAGUAUUUAAUAAAGAUGGGAUAAAUGAAUUGGAAGCAACAAUUGUAGAUGGCACCACAAGGAAAUCAGGAUCUGUUGCAUGUGUGAAAAGUGUGAAGAACCCAAUAAAAGCAGCCAGAUGCAUCAUGGAGGAAAGCUCACACUCACUCAUCGUGGGAGAUGGGGCUGAGGAGUUUCUGCAAGUGUCAGCGGAGAAGGAGAUACCAGUUGGGCGUGAUUAUUUCUACACUGAUAUACGCCACAGAGAGUUGACUGCAAAGCUCAGUGGAGGAAAUACCUCAAAAAACAAAAAUCACCCUCAGACGGUUGGAGCUGUGGCCUUGGAUCGUUGGAAUGGGUUGGCUGCUGCAUCCUCCACAGGUGGGUUAACAGGAAAACUGAAGGGGCGGGUUGGGGAUACAGCAGUAGUAGGAGCAGGAAUAUAUGCUGAUGACAAGUUAGCAAUCACCUGCUCUGGAGAUGGAGAUGUUUUUCUAAGGCAUACAGUUUCCCAGAAAAUAGCCAGUCUCUACCAUCACAAAGGCUGUAGCCUUAGGCAGGCAUGCAGAGAGGUGAUUGCUGAAGAUGUGAAUGAUGUCUGUGCAGGUAUUAUUGCUGUUGACACUAAAGGUGAAGCCAUCAUUGAAACAAAUGCUGGUGUGAUGUUUGUGGCCUCCGUGAUAGAUGGCAUUUCACGUGUGGAGGUCCUCAGGCCCCUGAAAAGCUUCUCUAGUGUGAUCUGGGAAACAGAUGAGCUGGUUGCAUACCUGAAUCCCAAUCCCUGGAUCCCUGGAUCAACCAUUCUGACAAGAAAAUCUCUCAGUGGGCCAAACAGCAUCUUCCACUUGGCCACGCCUGAUUUUGUGGCUAUACUAGAAGGAGCCAGAGCUGUGUCAAACUUACUAUGUGAGCGUUUGGGAGUUCAUCGCUGUGCCUUGGUUUUCAAUCCAACCCCUGAUCAUCCAGCACAAAUCAGAUUGCUCCCACUUCAUGGCCUAGAUGCAAAGUGGCAGCCCCAUCUUGCUAGUGAAGAGGAAUUCCAUACUUAUGAUCCUGGCUACUGCAAUUCAAAAAGUGGCCCCAGGUGGGAUGAUGAAGCACUAGCCCAAGUCCAAGCUGAGAUCAGAAACAAAUUACCAACACCAAAUGCACCCUCAUGCUUUGAUUUUUUUGGGGACCCUUGCAAUGAUAACCUAUUCAGCCGUAUUGUACGUGGUGAACAGCAACAGUGGAGAGUGUGGGAAGACAAUGAGCAUGUUGCUUUCCUUACACCAUAUCCCAACACUCCUGGACUUACUGUUGUCGUACCACGCAAACCUCUAUCCAGUGACCUCUUCAGAUUAGACAAAGCUGACUACAAAACAAUGAUCUUAGCAAUUCAUAAAGUUGCCGGUCUACUGGAAGAGGGGAUGAGAGCUCGAGGUGUUGCACUGAUCUUUGAGGGGUUUGAGAUUGAUUAUGCUCAUGCCAAGCUGAUCCCUCUAGUAGCCCCGCCUACUGGAACGCAGCCUGCUAAGCUGCAAGCAGAAUAUUUUCAAAGCUAUCCUGGAUAUGUGUCAUCAUUGGAUGGUUCUGCUGCUGAUCCUGAGGUCCUUGAAAAAACCCACUUAAAAAUCACCAGAAGUAGGCCUCCUCAUUCAUGGGCUAACCCUCACUCCCACUCCACACUUGCCAUCAAGAGCCAGUGGUAUCGCAACAUGUUCCAGAUUCAAAACACUCUUUUCCACAGCACAGUGGAAUAUUUCCACAGUUCCUGCCGUUAUGCCUAUGCCCUGACUCCUCUCACCACAGACACCAUCUCCUCACCAAUGGGUCUGGGGUCUGACUCAGAACCAGUUUCAAUUAAUCUGAUGGGGCAGGACAUCUACCUGGCAGACUCAAUGCAAUUUGUUCUUGAGUACUUUCUUCGCUUCCAAGAGAACCUGCCAGGGACCUACUACAUAUCACCCAGCUUUAGAGGGGAAGAUCCUGAUGCCACGCACCUAAAUCAGUUCUACCAUGUGGAGUGUGAACUGUUGGGUGACAUGGACAAUGCCAUUUCCACAGCAGAGGGAUACCUGGCUCAUCUCACCAAGUCCAUGUUGAAGAAUCACCCAGGAAUAAUUAUCGACACUGCUGGAAGCCUUAAACAUGUUACUGCCAUUAUGAGUAAGCUGAAUGAAAAAAAUGGACUACCAAGAGUGCCUCUUGACCACGCUAUCCCCAUGAUGCCAUCUGCUGACUGUGUAGAGUGGGUCCAAGAUGGUCAGCCCCAGUUUGGCAGAAAACUCACACGCAAAGGAGAGCGGGUUUUGAUAGAAAAAUAUGGUGGUGCUGUUUGGCUGACUGAGAUGGAUCAUCUGGGAGUCCCCUUCUACCAGGCAUAUGUGGAGGGUACUGGCCAAUCCAAAGCCAAAGCUGCUGACCUUCUGUUAGGGCUGGGUGAGACUGUGGGUCUUGGUGAACGUCAUUCCACCCCUGAAAUGGUACAGGAGGCUCUCAGACACCAUACAGUACCUGAACAGUCCUACAAAUGGUACAUUAACAUGCGACAAAUAAAACCGCUCCUCACCAGUGGGUGGGGCAUGGGGACAGAGCGCUACUUGUGUUGGCUGCUUCAGCAUGAUGACAUUAGAGAUGUACCUAUCAUACCUAGGAUGAAAGGAAUGAAAUACAUGCCUUGAGUAUUACUUCUACUGGUAUGUUCAGGUCAUAACUGUAGAUGUAAUAGACUUGAGUUCAAAAAAGUUGAGGUCAAAAAAAUGUAUAGUGUAUGGAUUAAGCAUGUCUCAGUAAUCCAAAGUGGGGGAGUUUUGGGUUUCUUUCAUAACAUCAUAAUUACUGUGUUCAUGAUCACAGCAAAAAUGACUAUCCUUAGUCCUGUCUGACCCUUGUGUUACACAAAAUGGGAAGCAUCAUUACAGAAAAAGAAGUUUUGUAUCAUAAUUAGUCAUUCUUAACAUUAUUUAAUUGUACACUAAAUGGUGGUUUUCUUACUGGCAAAGCUAUAAUAACAAUCUAUGUAACUGUGACUUGAAAAUGCAUAAAACUGUAAGUAUAGCCUGAAUUUUUUUGUAACAUCAUACCUUUGUGCAAGAAUUAUUUAAUAUUGACAGAAUGACAUGGCAUACAUAUAUAAAUUGCAGUCAUUGCAAGGACACCAUUAAUUGAAGCAUUUGUUUGAAUCCUAACUAUUGACCUUUUACAAAUAAAUUCUUUGUCUCUGGACAAUGUA
This is a messenger RNA of Solea senegalensis (Senegalese sole), 5615 nucleotides long. RefSeq lists its product as uncharacterized. The record is from RefSeq and is a predicted model, not a curated record. Bases 313 to 5064 code for a protein of 1583 amino acids. The transcript has 5 exons. Gene Ontology annotation, molecular function: aminoacyl-tRNA ligase activity; acyltransferase activity; hydrolase activity. Gene Ontology annotation, biological process: tRNA aminoacylation for protein translation. NCBI's taxonomy places the organism in Eukaryota, Metazoa, Chordata, Actinopteri, Pleuronectiformes, Soleidae.